This is a messenger RNA of Paramecium sonneborni, 755 nucleotides long. NCBI's taxonomy places the organism in Eukaryota, Ciliophora, Oligohymenophorea, Peniculida, Parameciidae. The record is from the annotation of a GenBank genome assembly.
AUGAGUUCAGAAUAAAGAGUGAAAUUAUUGCAACAGCAAUUUGAAGCAUACAAAGAAAUGAAUGAAUAGUAUCUAAUCCUUGUGAAUCUCUUUAACAUUAUAGAAGGUUGAAUAAUAUAGCUAUUGAUCUAUUCUAUGGUAAUAAUUGGAAAUAUCGAUAGAAGUUAUUUGAUAUAGUGAAAGAUAAUUAACAUGUUUUCAAACAUCAGCAUCUUGAGGAAUCUACAAGAGAAGAAUAAAGAUAUUAUUCCUUUUAAGCUAUGAGACAUUUUCAUUAAAAACUUGGAGUAACAUAUGACUUUUUUUUAUCUGAUCCAAAUAUAGUAACAAUAACAUCUGUUGCAAUGUAUAGUUUUGACCCAGGAGUUUUUGUUAAAUUUGGAGUUCAUUUUUCACUAUAUACAAAAACAAUUAGGAACAGAUAAACAUAAGUAAUAUUUUGAAAAUGCAUAAACACUUUCAGAUAUUGGUAGACUGAAUUAGGACAUGGUUCUAAUGUAAGAUAAAUUUAAACUACUGCAAUAUAUGAUAAAGAUACUUAAACUUUCAUAAUUAAUACACCAACAGAUUUAGCAACUAAAUUUUGGAUUGGAGCAACUGCCAAUUUAGCUAAUAUGACGUUGUAUUUGCUUAACUAUAUAUUGAUGGCAAAUAAUAUGGAGUUCAUGCAUUUUUAGUUGAAAUCAGAAAUAAAACAAAUCAUAAUGUAAAAAGUGGAAUCGCUAUUGGAGAUUGUAGUCCAAAAAAUGGAUUGA